This is a messenger RNA of Daktulosphaira vitifoliae (grape phylloxera), 2316 nucleotides long. Its product is annotated as pituitary homeobox homolog Ptx1-like. The record is from RefSeq and is a predicted model, not a curated record. Gene Ontology annotation, cellular component: nucleus. The coding region runs from base 1 to 1317 and encodes 438 amino acids. The transcript is spliced from 5 exons. Gene Ontology annotation, molecular function: DNA-binding transcription factor activity, RNA polymerase II-specific; RNA polymerase II cis-regulatory region sequence-specific DNA binding. Lineage: Eukaryota; Metazoa; Arthropoda; Insecta; Hemiptera; Phylloxeridae. Gene Ontology annotation, biological process: anatomical structure morphogenesis; regulation of transcription by RNA polymerase II.
AUGAUGGAGAGAUUAGAAAACCUGACUGACCCAAGCCUGUGCUUGCAGGAUUUGGUGUCGUCCACAGGUACUGAUCACCAUAAUGUCGGUCUGCAACAUGCAUCUCCGGCGUCUUUUCACCAUCCAGUCCACGACGGAAGUGCUGGCUUACACCAAGGUAUGCUGAGCCAUCACCAUGUUCAUCACCACGAUGGACACCAUCACCACCACCACGCAGCAGUACCAUGUCCACCUACGCUGCUACAUCACGAACCACUGGAAAAACUAAAAAGAGUUUGGGCAGAGACAGGAGACUUUAGAGAUAACAAUCACCAUGGUCUUACUACUGACCACCAUUCGUCGCAGCUGAAUUUCGGAUCAUCCAGGAGUAGAAAUCGUGAUAGGAAAGUAGGUCGACCGGAUGCGAUAGGUGCCACCGGCAUCAAAACAGAAGGCAUCGAUCAAGGUGUAGGAGUGGUCACUGAUGACGUCAAAGACUCCAAUAUCAAAAACAACAAGAACAACAAAAGACAGAGAAGGCAAAGGACGCACUUUACUUCGCAACAACUUCAAGAAUUAGAAGCUACAUUUACUAGGAAUCGGUAUCCUGAUAUGAGUACCAGGGAAGAGAUAGCCAUGUGGACGAAUCUUACGGAAGCCAGAGUCCGGGUAUGGUUCAAAAAUCGAAGAGCUAAAUGGAGAAAACGAGAAAGAAAUGCAAUGAACGCUGCAGCAGCUGCAGCUGUUGAUUUUAAAAACGGGUUCGGUACGCAAUUCAACGGCCUCAUGCAGCCAUUUACUGAUACGGACUCAUUGUACAGCACAGCAUACACGUCGUACAACAAUUGGGCGACAAAAGUACCUAGUCCAUUGGGAUCGAAAACAUUCCCUUGGUCUGUGAACCCUUUGGGUUCGGUAAAUCAUCACCAUCAUCAAGCUCCGGUAAACUGUUUUAAUGCAGCUACGUCAGCAGCCGGCUCUAUGUUAUCUUCUCCAGCCCCCCAAAAUGGACCUCCAUAUUGUCCACCUACAGCACCAUACUCUGUGUACCAUCAUAGGCCUGCUGAACCCUGUAAUGUCAUGUCUAGUAGCAUUGCCAGUCUUCGACUCAAAGCCAAACAGCAUGCCUCUGGUUUUGGGGGAUACCAACCGGUUGGGUCGCCGGGCUCCCUUGGCGGACCAAAUGGCAAUUCUAUAAACGGAGGUAACAAUCGAUCAUCGUCAUCGUCAUGUCAAUACGGUAGUACGAACGGAGCAGGCGGAACCGGCGCGGGCGGUGGCAGUGGAGGUGGCGGAGGCGGUAAUUCUGGUAGUGAAGGUACAAGGACACCUGUCUGACGUGAAGAGCGCACCGGAGGAAGCGUCCGGUAUACGGUCGAGGACCUAUUAGAUUUCAAAGAAGAAAUGGAUGGUGCAGACGAAGACGACGAAGAAGAAGAAGAGGAAGAUGACAGAGGCAUGAACAAUCAGCAUCACCAUCACCAUCAGCUGGACAGUGGUGUUAAACACGAUUUGAUGCAAAUGCAAACGGCUACUGCAGUUGCAAUGCUCUAAUCUUCCAAUUCCUACACGGUACAUACAAAUUUUAAUUUUUCUCAACUCCUAGUGAAUCUUUGCGACUGCUUCUUCAUAAAUUUUCAGUUUCUAUAAUAUUAUUUAAUGUAAAUAAAAUUAUAAUUAGGUAACUUUAGACUUUUUUCGAUGUAUGCAUAAUUUUCCAAUGUAAAUAUGAUAUUGAAAAUAAUUAGUAAAAAUAAUCAAAUAAUUGAUUAUAUAUAAUGUACAGUGUAUACGAUAUAUUGUUUUGUUUUAAAUACCUGCUAAGUAUGGCAAUAAAGGAAAUCAUCCAUCUAGUCCAGUUUAAAUUUAUCACAUAGAAUUAGAUUUAAAAUAUGUUUUUUUCGUAAGAUGUGUAAAUAUAUACAAAUUUUGAGGGGUAUAAUGUAUUUCAAUUUUUAUGAGUAAAAUGUAUAGAAAAUUAUACGAUUAAACGCCAAAGUUAAAUCCAAACAGAACUAAAAAAUAUUGCUUAAAUUGUAUUACAAAAAGUAAAAAUAUUCGGCCAUCCAUUGUAUCCGUAUAAAAAAAAAUGUUUCAUUGGUAUCAGUUGAAAUGUUUAUAAAUAUUUUAAUUAGUAAAAAAUACACUGGAAAGUGCCUGUCAAUAUUAUUUAACAUGAUUUCUACUAAACAUUAAUAUGUAAUUUUUGUACAUUUUGCAAACAAUAAAAUCUGUACUAAAUUGACAGUAUAGUUGAUUUGUAUUAUAAUCAUGUAGUUAUGUGAAUGUUUAACUUUUUUUUUUUUUGUUCGAGGUUUUAUUGUAAUGUCAUGAGUG